AUGUAUGAGUUAUCACAGAAUUUUAUAGAAAACUUGCACCAGAAAUAUGACAAAGCUUUAAACGCGGGUAUUAUUCAGUUUAAUGGUGAUCUUGCAGAGAAUGAAAUAAUUCAUAGGAGAAUACACAACUCAACAAUUGAUUUUCAGUUGACUUUGUUAAAAUCCUUGAUGCAUAGACCAGAGAAAGGAACAAAGGAAAAGGAUCCAUUUGCAAAGCCUGAGCCAGAACUCACCAUUGAAGAUACUUUCGGAAAUGACGGUGAAUUCAAAAUUUUGUUUAAUAAGUUUCCUGUUAUUCCAUAUCAUUUUAUGCUUGUGACUAAAACAUUUAUGUCUCAAAACACCCCAUUGAUGCCACAAGAGCUCUUUGCAAUUCUCAAAAUAUUAUUAAAGCUUAAAACAUUAGAUUCUCAAAGAAAAUGGUUUUCAUUUUACAAUUGUGGAGACGAAAGCGGAGCGUCCCAGCCCCACAAACAUAUUCAAUUUAUGACUUUUCCAGAGAAUGAUUUUAUACCAUUUCCUGAAAUGCUAGCAGAUGCUAGUGACACACACGUUCCGAAAGCAGGAAUGGAGCCAUUGCAGAGUCCUGACCUUCCCUUUGCCCAUUUUGUGGCAAAGCUACCGAGUGACCUCAAUGACAUGGAUGAAGAAGAUAUUGGAAUGUAUUUCUCCUUUCUACUUCAAAGGACUUUAACUGUACUUAGAGAAAAUAAUGCGAAGAGUAUAUCGUAUAACUUUUUGAUGACCACAAAGUAUAUGAUGUUGGUUCCGAGGUCAUGUGGGAAAUAUAAGGAACUAGGAAUUAACUCAUGUGGAGCGAUAGGCCUUUUUUUGUGCAAAAAUGAGGAACUUUUUAAUAUGAUUAAAGAAGAUGGACCAGAGGCAAUACUUGAACAAGUAGGUUUCCCAAAUACUUCAGGCGAAGAUGCUACUGAGUAUCACUAUUAA
Messenger RNA from Priceomyces carsonii, 948 nucleotides. RefSeq names its product bifunctional AP-4-A phosphorylase/ADP sulfurylase (gene APA2). Gene Ontology annotation, molecular function: ATP binding; ATP:ADP adenylyltransferase activity. The record is from RefSeq and is a predicted model, not a curated record. The coding region runs from base 1 to 948 and encodes 315 amino acids. Gene Ontology annotation, biological process: nucleotide metabolic process. The transcript has a single exon. NCBI's taxonomy places the organism in Eukaryota, Fungi, Ascomycota, Pichiomycetes, Serinales, Debaryomycetaceae.